Messenger RNA from Hyla sarda, 918 nucleotides. Its product is annotated as olfactory receptor 1-like. The transcript has a single exon. Gene Ontology annotation, molecular function: G protein-coupled receptor activity; olfactory receptor activity. The record is from RefSeq and is a predicted model, not a curated record. Lineage: Eukaryota; Metazoa; Chordata; Amphibia; Anura; Hylidae. The coding region runs from base 1 to 918 and encodes 305 amino acids. Gene Ontology annotation, cellular component: membrane. Gene Ontology annotation, biological process: G protein-coupled receptor signaling pathway.
AUGAUGAAUAUCUCCAUUACUAAAAGUUUUCAAUUGUUAGCAUUUUCUAGUAAUGGUAUGAGACAACCCUUAUUAUUUAUUGUCUUCUUUGCACUGUACUUUAUUGGUGUUCUAGGAAAUCUCAUUAUUCUCAUAGUGAUUGUGAUAGACAGACACCUGCAUACCCCCAUGUAUGUCUUCCUAAGUAACCUGUCUUUUUUGGAUAUCUGUUAUAUGACUAUUACCCUUCCAAAACUAAUGUAUAUUCUACUCUCCGGGGACAAUGCUAUAUCACCGUUACAGUGUUUUACUCAGUUGUACUUUUACAAUUUCAUUGUUGUGAUGGAGAUAAUUUUGCUGUCAGUCAUGGCCUAUGAUCGCUAUGUGGCUAUCUGUAAACCCUUACACUAUCAUCUCAUCAUGAACAAAAAGAACCUGGUCCUGUUAUUGUGUGUGAACUGGAUGCUGGGAUGUUUGAACUCAUUACUUUUGAUAUGUUUCAUCUCACAAUUGUCUUUUUGUCAUUCCACGAAUAUUCAUCACUUCUAUUGUGACACCAAAGCUUUAGUAAAAAUUUCAUGUCCCACAAAACUCUUUCAAAUAUUAUAUCGCCUUGAAUCUUUAUUAUUCGGACCGGUCCCAUUCAUGAUUGGGUUGUUGUCCUAUAUCCAGAUCAUCCGGACCAUACUGCAACUAAAGUCAACAAAUAGCAGAAGAAAAGCUUUCUCCACCUGUACUUCCCACCUUACUGUUCUCACUAUCUUCUAUGGAACAGUUAUAUGUACCUAUAUGACCCCAGUCUCAGAAUAUUCUGGAAUUAAUGAUCAGUUAUUCUCAGUAUUGUACGCGGCAGUGACUCCCAUGUUAAACCCCCUCAUAUAUAGUCUUAGAAACAAAGAGGUAAAAAACGCAUUGUUGUUUCUAAUAUCACACAAAUAA